ACAGCUGCUACUAAUCCAACAGUCCGACGAUUCCUCUUCCCCUGUCUGAAAACAACACACAUGAAAAUCUCCCAUUUCGCCUCCUUCACCUAGAUUCCAGCUUCCGAUGGACUCCGACGACCACGUUCCACCGCCGCGAUUCUUCGACCGUUACUCCAUUUCUUCCUCCGAUGAUGACGAGUCCCGCCCCUCCCUCCACUCCACCAACCGCCGUCUCGAUUGCAUGAUCCAAUUCCUUGACCGCAAGCUCAGCACUUCCAAUUCCAACUCGGACAAUCCUUUGGAAGAUGGAUUUCACCGUCCUGGAUCCUUGCCGGAGUUUGUUGGGAAGGGUGGGGGUGAAGGGAUUUUCAGACUGCCAGAUCGGCGCGCCGUGCAUCCUAAGAGGCCUCCAAGUCUUGAAGUUCGGCCGCAUCCGCUAAGGGAGACUCAGAUUGAGAGGUUUUUGAAGACGAUUGUGACUACUGAGCGUGAGCUAUGGGCGGGAAGUGAGAGUGGUGCGGUGAGGGUUUGGGAUUUUAGAGAUUUGUACGGAGAAAGUGCUGAGGGUGAGGAGGAAGAUGCAGCGCCGUUUAAGGAGGUGUCGACAACAUUGCCACCGGCUUCUGCGGCAGUGAUGUGUAUGGUGGGGGAUGAGGGUAGUGGGGUGGUCUGGAGUGGUCAUAGAGAUGGGAGGGUUAGGUGCUGGAGGAUGGAUUCCGGAACUGGUUCCUUCAAGGAGGGAUUCUCGUGGCAAGCUCACCACGGGCCGGUUCUUUCUAUGGUCAUCACUUCUUAUGGGGAUUUGUGGUCAGGUUCAGAGGGUGGUGUUAUCAAGAUUUGGCCAUGGGAAGCUAUUGCGAGUGCUUUUUCCCUAACAGUGGAAGAAAGGUGCAUGGAUGCUUUAGAAGUGGAGAGAUCAUUCAUUGACCUUAGAAGCCAAGUUGCAAUCAAUGGCUUCAGUUCUAUAUUAACUUCGGAUAUUAAGUGUCUCCUCUCUGAUAAUAUCAGAGCAACAGUAUGGAGUGCUGGUUAUCUAUCAUUUGCAUUGUGGGAUUCUCGCACAAGGGAGUUACUGAAAGUGUUUAAUAUAGAUGGUCAAAUGGAGAAUCAAGUGGAUUUCUCAUUAGUACCAGAUUUCACUUUGGAAGAUGAGGUCAAGAUGAAGAUUGUUACUAGUUCCAAGAAAGAGAAAACUCAAAGUUCUUUUGGUUUCUUCCAGCGCUCACGUAAUGCUAUUAUGGGAGCAGCUGAUGCUGUUCGUAGAGUUGCAGCAAAAGGGGGAUUUGGAGAUGAUAAUCGGAGAAUUGAAGCACUUGCCAUAACAUUUGAUGGUAUGAUUUGGGUUGGGUGUGCAAAUGGCUUGCUUAUCCAAUGGGAUGGAAAUGGCAGUCGUCUACUGGAUUUCAAGCACCAUUCUUCUGCCGUUCUAUCCCUGUGCACUUUUGGGUCUCAAAUAUGGGUGGGUUAUUCAAGUGGUUUUAUCCAGGUUUUAGACCUUAAUGGUACUCUACUUGGAGAAUGGGUAGCACACAGCAGUCCUGUGAUAAAAAUGGCUUCAGGGGCUGGUUAUAUAUUCUCCCUGGCUAAUCAUGGUGGUAUACGUGGAUGGAGUGUCACAUCUCCAGGACCUCUUGAUGCAAUACUGCGUUCUGAAUUGGCUGGGAAAGAAUUUUUAUAUACAAAGAUAGAAAAUUUAAAAAUAUUGGCUGGUACAUGGAAUGUUGGACAAGGUCGAGCAGCUUUGAACUCUCUUAUGUCAUGGCUAGGUUCUGCAGUUACAGAUGUUCGAAUUAUUGUAGUUGGGUUGCAAGAAGUUGAAAUGGGGGCAGGCUUUCUUGCAAUGUCAGCAGCAAGAGAAACAGUUGGGCUUGAGGGGAGUUCUGUUGGUCAAUGGUGGCUGGAAAUGAUAGACAAAACUUUGGGGGAGGGGUUGACAUUUGGACGAGUUGGUUCUAGGCAACUGGCAGGCUUGCUCAUAGCUGUAUGGGUUAAGAAUGAUCUUAAACCUCAUGUUGGGGAUAUUGAUGCUGCAGCAGUUCCAUGUGGCUUUGGGCGUGCAAUUGGUAACAAGGGAGCUGUUGGUUUGAAACUCAGAGUGUACAACAGAGUUAUGUGCUUUGUCAAUUGUCACUUUGCUGCACAUUUGGAAGCUGUUGGUCGCCGCAAUGCUGAUUUUGACUAUGUCUAUCGAACAAUGACCUUCAGUCGAUCACUCAGUCUCUUCAAUGUGCCCGCUGGUAUGGUGUCGUACCUGUUCUUAACUUGCUCGCUUGCCUGCUCAAUGUAUUUAUUUUGGGUUGUUUAUAGAUAUGGAUUGCCAUUGGUCCUUUCUGUUGCAGCUGGCGCUUCAUAUGCUGGUCAAUUGUUCCGUGGUGCAAAUGCUAUUGGUUCAAACUCUGGAGAUGGAAUGCCUGAAUUGUCUGAAGCAGAUAUGGUCAUAUUCCUUGGUGAUUUUAACUAUAGGCUUGAUGGGAUAUCUUAUGAUGAAGCAAGGGAUUUUAUCACUCAAAGAAGCUUUGAUUAUCUUAGAGAAAGGGAUCAGCUUCGAUUAGAAAUGGAAGCUGGGAACGUCUUCCAAGGAAUGCGGGAGGCAGUUAUCAGUUUUCCUCCAACAUACAAGUUUGAAAAGCACCAGCGUGGAUUUGCAGUGUAGUUUCCUCUCUCACAACUUAUUUGAACAAUUGUCUUAUUGUUUAAUGCUUAAAAGCAGAGUAAGCAAAUCAAGAAAACCAAAAGACUGAACUGAGAGUUAUUAGAGUGGAAUUUGGAGGUGUACCGAUGUAUGAAAGAUUAGAGGAAUUGACUUUCUUGGCUCUCAUGAUAGGCUCAAGCUGAAAAAAUUUAGUAAAUAGAAAGGUUUAGG
Molecule: messenger RNA, 2845 nt
Organism: Rubroshorea leprosula
Lineage: Eukaryota; Viridiplantae; Streptophyta; Magnoliopsida; Malvales; Dipterocarpaceae
Source: the annotation of a GenBank genome assembly